AUGUCACCCACACGCGCCAUACACGACUUAAUCACACCAUGUCCCUCUCGCCUCCCUCCUCCAGACCCUCUCUUCUCCUCUCCUCCCUUGCCUCUUCCCUUCCCUACGCGCUGCUCCCCCUUCCCUACCGCUGCUCCCCCUUCCCUACGCGCUGCUCCCCUUUCCCUACGCGCUGUUUCCCCUUCCCUACGCGCUGCUCCCCCUUCCCUACGCGUCACACACGACUUGCCCACACAUGUUCCCAUCUCCCCUCUCCUCCCUUCCCUUUUCUUUCCUCUCUUCCCUUCCCUCUCUGUCCACCUCCUUCCCUUCCCUGUCUUCGCCUCGCCUCCCCUCCCACUCAUCCCCUCUCCUUCCUUCCCUUCCCUCUUUCCACUGCCCGAGGACCAGGGAGGGGGACUGAGGAGACCUUUCUUCCCUCCCGCCUCACUCGCUCCCCUUGCUCACUCAAUUCCAUUGCUUGCUAUUGCACGUCACCUUCACGCACACCUUUUCCCUCCCGUCCUUCCCGUCGUGCACGUCCCUCCUGUCCCUCUUGUCCCUCCCGUCCCUCCCAUUCCUCCCGUCCCUCCUGUCGCCCAACACCUUCCGUCCCACCCCUCGCUUCAGUUCCGCAUUCGCUCCUGUCGUUCUCUUCCCUCCCGUCCCUCCUUUCCCUCUCCGGUUCUCGUCAUCCGUCCCUCAUUCGCAUCGCUCACUCGAUCCGUCGUGCACUCCCCCCGUCGCUCGAACGAACGCACCGUCCACGCAGGGCAACCGCCUUGCAUCGGGCCUGUCGCUCACACACUUACAUGUGACAUUCACUCCCAUUCCGCACACUCACUCCCCUCCUCUCCUCUCCCUUUCCCCGUGUCCUUCCCUCCGUUUCCCCCCUUGUUCCUCUCUCUCUUUCCCUGUGUCCGUUUCCCACCUUCCCCCUCCCUCCCUUUCCUCCAUUCCUAA
Molecule: messenger RNA, 942 nt
Organism: Closterium sp. NIES-65
Lineage: Eukaryota; Viridiplantae; Streptophyta; Zygnematophyceae; Desmidiales; Closteriaceae
Source: the annotation of a GenBank genome assembly